UCGCAACUAACCAGUUCGACCACCAGCUGUUAUUAACACAAUGUCAAAAUUCCAAGUCAAUCCUACAUUCUGAUUUGAUAUGACCGAAGAAGCUUCCCAAAAUCUCAUACACAGCUAUUUGCCAUUCGAGAACGUUAAUUACCGGUCGAAGGAGUACAUUGCUCGUAUUUGUCGGGACAUCAUUGAAGACAUUUUGAAGCAGACAUACGACGAAGAAAACCCGAUACUGUCGGCUCCUCUGAAGUGCAGCCGAAGUUCCCAAACCGAUUCGGCCAAAUUCCAAGAUAAUUACAAUUUGACAGUGAAACAGCAGUUUUUUAAGAGAUUGUUAGUAAGUUCCGUCUUUUAUAUGAUCGCUUUGCUGUUGCCCGAAUGGCUAAAGGCUCUUGACUGGAAGACUUGGACAUAGAAAUCAUUUCGCUUGCUUGGCAUCUAGAAUAAUUAUGGUUGAAACGCAGCGAACCAGACCAAGAGUAGCUAAAUACGGGGACGAUGAUGAGCCGCAGGAGCUGGAAGAUUUGGUGUUGUUUCCCGAGUUUGUCGAGGAGCCGUUUGAAAUAGUCGAAAUCGAAUUUGACGGCUUUUCACUAGCUGAAUUGGACCUGAAUUUGCCUGAUUACUUCAUUGAAGAAACAAACUUUUAUCCGGGAAACACUCAAGAGGAUCACACCGAGAAGAUCAGAGACAUUUUGGACACAAUGGGUUUCACAAUCAACUGCACGCUCGCAGAGAUUUUUAAGGCAAAUGAGAAUGUUUUCCCUGCAAGUACUUACCAGCCCCAAACAAGAACCGCUGUAAAUUACGACUUCGAGAAGGGCUUUGAUGAGCUCAAGCAAAUGUUCGAGCGAAUUGAAACCAUCAACGGAAACAUGGGGUUUAUGUUCAAACUGAUGGUGUUCCUGUGCUUCCUCAAUACGCUUUUAAUAUUAAAGAUGACCAUGUUUGAUAGUGUUCCCGACCUGGGGAAUGUUCUAAGCAACCUUCCAUAUUAAAUCGAUUCCAUUUG
Messenger RNA from Dendroctonus ponderosae (mountain pine beetle), 1006 nucleotides. RefSeq lists its product as uncharacterized. The transcript is spliced from 2 exons. The coding region runs from base 444 to 992 and encodes 182 amino acids. The record is from RefSeq and is a predicted model, not a curated record. Lineage: Eukaryota; Metazoa; Arthropoda; Insecta; Coleoptera; Curculionidae.